Messenger RNA from Paramuricea clavata, 3649 nucleotides. The record is from the annotation of a GenBank genome assembly. Lineage: Eukaryota; Metazoa; Cnidaria; Anthozoa; Malacalcyonacea; Plexauridae.
AUGCCAGCGUACGUCCACUCUGACCGUGGUGCUGCGUUUAUGACUCUCAAGUUACGAGCUUUCUUCGCAGAGAAGGGAAUUGCCACCAGCCGAACGACUAGCUAUAACCCAGAAGGUAACGAUCAAGUUGAGAAGUACAAUGGUGUGGUAUGGCAAACAACCAUUAAGUCAUUGAGAUCCAAGAAUCUGCCAACAAAGCACUGGCAACUCGUUCUCCCGGAUGUCUUGCAUUCUAUUUGUUCCCUCCUAUGCACAGCAACUAAUGAGACGCCGCACAAACUAUUCUUCAGUUUUCCAAGAAGAUCAUCUACAGGCUCUUCCAUACCCACUUGGCUAGCCACACCUGGCACCGUUUUCCUCAAGCGUCAUGUCCGUGCCAGCAAGACAUGUCCUCUUGUCGACGAGGUAGAGCUACUUCAAGCGAAUCCUCAAUAUGCUUAUAUACGCUACCCGGAUGGAAGGGAGACUACCGUUGCCACAAGGCACCUGGAUCCCAGAGGCCAGCAAGAGAUUGUCCUGUCAGAGCCAGCUCAGCUUCCGAUAUGGACCCCUACAUCAACCUCUGAAAUAGCUCCAGUGUCGCCGGAAGCAGUCCCAGUGUCAACUGAAGGCAGUUCUUGUGCGGAAUCGGCGCCCAUUUCUACGGUAGAGGAGCAUCCACCUUUACGACGCUCUGAGCGGGUGCGUCACCCGCCAGAUAGACUUAACAUUUAAAUGAUGGGGUGAAUGUUGUAACAUUACAUGAAGUACUAUGGGUUACCUGUAUUGGGAGCCUGUGCUCGAGUGGUACAUUUGUUUAUAUUAUGUUAUUUGACCGCCAUGUUUUUGUUAGUUAAAGCCUUACAUUUGUAGGCAACUAUUUAUGUUUAAAUAAAGUCAUUUACUUCACAACAAUGUAAUUAGCAAAAGUCACUUAAAAUACUAAAUUUGCACUUUUUACCAUUUAUACAUUGUUAAAUUGGAACGUUUUUUAAAAAUAUUAAAUUUGCAUCUACGUUUAAAUUCAAAUACUGCCUCGUACCCAGGCGCUUUAAAUAAUUACAAUACAUGAAGUAUUCAGGUAGGCAGGCGACGUGCAAAGGGGCUGUUGGGAAGGAUGCAUGCUGGGGAGCACCUGGCAGUUCUUGUAUACUGUCAUGGUGGGAAAACAUGGAACUUACUACAAAAUGUUACCAUAUCUUCAUAUACUCUGUGUGUAAAACCUUACUUUGUGAUGAAGAGUUGAAUUGAACGCCAUUGGCAAAUAAUAAUAAAUUUGUAGAUGUUAAAUGACAAAAUACGCAAAAAAUUAUAUAUGUAAAUAACAUGGCAAGUUAACCGUGCAAAUAUGUCGAAUAUGUCAUUCGGUAUUACAUGGAGAAGAAUAGAAUGCUGUCAGUUACCUAGCAUAAAACAGUAACAGAGAAAUGAUUAGAAAGUCAUAUAAUUGCUUUUGUAUUAAUAACUUCUUUAGCUGAAGGCUCGAUCAGUCAAUCACAAUGCUGAUGGCAAUUUCUAUUAAAUGUAUACUGUAAACAAAAGCCCAAGUAAAUAAAAGAUCACAGCUGUACAGUUUGAAAUAUUUAUUACAAAAGUGCAAUUUUAUAGUCUGUACCUUUAUAUAGUUAUAGCUUACAAAUCUAGUUCCUGCAAGUCUAGUUCUUCAAUGCUUUGGUUGUUGACAUGUUAAUAUUGCAAUUUCCAUGUGACUUUAAAUAAGGCAUAUGUCAUAUGUACCAAGAAUAACAGCAUGAAUUCACGCCCAGAUGACAGAAGAAUAUUAACAUUAGUCAAUUCAACAAAAACAAGUAGCAAAAAAUCGUAAAUGACAAUGAAAUAUCACAACAUGCAAGAAAUCGACUUUCUUGCAAGAAAUCGACCAAGAACUGCCAGGCGUCUCGCAGUUCAAGUGCACUCUUCCCAUCAGUCCUUCGCACAUCACUCCCCACUACAAUACUCGUCAUAUGCGCACUGUUUUUCUUACAAAGAGACACCUGGGUACGAGGCAGAUUCAAAUAUUAAAUUUGCAUCUACGUUUACGGAUUCGCCAAUUUUCAUACCCAGACCCCAUGCGCGUAGUUGGGGACAAAAAUCAGGUGUGUCUAUAAAUAAAUUUUAAUAUGCGCAUGCGCCUCUAACCCGUCAAUUUUUACUAAAAUCACAUAAGAUCCGCUUAUAGGCACUAUGCUUAUAUUCGGGGGAACAGGGUAUGUGGAAAUACACUGUAUGGAAAUUUUGAUUUGGUACAGUAUCCAGAGUAAUUAUAACUAUGAUUAUUGUAACAUGAAUUAGGAUUUUGAUUUGAUAGGGUUCAUGGGAAAAAGCAAUCAAAAAUAGAUUGAAAUAUAUUAGAAAGUACGAUGCGAAAAAGCGAAAACUUCUGGAACUUGGAAGUGCAGGUGCAGAUAAGCCUGUGAAGGAAACCAUUACUCAAGUGGUUGUGAAGACAACCAGGAGAAUGGAUUUUUGGAAUGAAAUCCCAACCUCAACAGAGAAUGAAAGGAUUAUUUCUGAUCAUGUCGAAGAGCUGCAAAAAGAAUGUUCAUGCCCACUUGGCAAUCAAGAUGUAGUGAAGGUGAAAAAUAUAAUGGUUACUACUUAUGAAUACAGGAGAACACAAGUAUUAACCAAGCCAGUGCCAGUCAAAGAGUUGGUUAACAAAUUUCCACCGCAACUGUUAGUGGGGUAAGUUUUUUUAAAUAGUAAACAAUAUAGCGCUGGCAUUUUACUAAUUCCGUAGAGUUGAAAAGUUCGACUUCAUGCCCUAAAGUAAUUUGAGAUAAUGCCCAAGUUCACUCUUAGUCUUUCGGAUGUAUUGUAGCUAAUUUUAUGUUAUGUAUGAAUACUGUAAAAGUGAUAUUAAUUUAAAUUUUUGUAUAGAUUUGUCAAGAAUUUUGUCAUGUCUUGAAGGAUCAAGAUGCAUUGAAAGAUAUGAAGGACAGAUUUUUUAAAUACAAAUCUGCAAUUGUAUCAUUUUGUAAGAAGCUACAUCAAGCAAAUCCUUUCAUUAAGAACAUGUUACGUUUUCUCCAAGAACAGAUAACUAAAGAACCUGCAUCUGCACAGAGUAAUCAUAUCUGUCUGCCAUACCUACACAGUGGUACUGAAAAGGUGUGCAUGCAGUAACUUUUAAAAAUAUUUUAUCCUGUCUCUAUAUACAUGCACUAAAAUACGGAAUAUGGCCAUUAGGUCAUGGUACAGUAUUUCGAAGGAUUGAAUGCAUUAGUUUGGAAAGAUUUUGUGAUAUUUUUUAAAAUUGUGUUGUGUAGAUCUGGAGAGCACAUUUGCUAUGAUUGCACUUCCGGAUCUACUAAAGAUGAGAAGAAGACUGCAAGUGCACUUAUCGAGAUUUUGGGUGUAAGUUAAACCUUGUCAGUAGCAUUUUCAUCAACUUCAUUAUUUUUACCCUUGCUAUUUUUUAUGAUUUUAGGAAGAUGAUGACAUAAGCGACCACAUUCGAAACGCUGCGCAUCCAAUGCUCAUUGGUGUCGGGAAAAAUCCUUUGAAAUUAGAUUGCCUUUUCAUUUGUGUGGAAGGAGACAAACUAGUUGAUGUCAGCAUUUAUUCUUCUGAUACAGUACUGCUGUGUUUUUAUGCUGUCUAUAUUAUGUAUUUUCAAUUGCGUACCCCAUUGAUCACAAAGAUUUUUUUUAUUUUGUCGAUUCAGUAA